AUGUCUCGAGAAGGUACACUCCAUAAAGUUCAUAUCACUCCUUUUGAUGCAGGAGACCAGCAGCAAGAGGCUGGGAGUACAGAACCAUCUCUUGCUAAGCCUGGUAUCAGCGUAGGGCACAACAUAACCAGGGUGGCAGACCGGUUAACCCGACUUGCACACCCAAGACGGGUGGCCAGCUCCAGCAACAUUUAUACCAUGGAAACCAGGGGCCAGCUGCUUCAGUUUGCCCCUGCCUGGAGAACCAUCAAGGUGGAUGCCUGGGUGCUCAACUCAAUUACCAGGGGCUACUCCAUAGAAUUCUGCAAUUCUCCAGUCCACAGAUUCCUACUGCCUCCGAGAUCCAAGGUUCCAGAGAAAAGACGCAUCAUAUUUGCAGCACCUGAAGAAUAUCUACGCCAUAGAAAUUGCUUCCUCCACUUUCUGUUAGUCGCGGGGAAGCAGUCACAAGGGAGGAGGCUGUUCCAGGCAGACACAGGGAUGGUGGUGCUGCUGUUGCUGCUGCUGCAAGUGCCCAAUGCAAACUGUUGGAUGCUGAAAGGGAAAUGCCCCUUGACUCUGGAGAGGGAUCAGAUAGACCCACUCAAUUAUUACAGGCCAGGAGACCACUUCAUUGGCGGGGUCCUCUCUGCCACACAAGCUUUCUUUCAUCAACAUGGCUUCAAGAAGUCACCAUUGACCAGCUUUCAACGGAAAGGAGCAACAAGAUACUGGCAGACCCUCUCCUUCUUGUUUGCCAUUCAGGAGAUCAACAAGAAUCCCAGGAUCUUACCCAACAUCACCCUGGGCUACAGCAUCCAUGAGAACUUUUUUCAUGGAAGGGUGACAUACGAUGCUUUGUUAGACCUCCUGUCUACUGGGGAGGCGAAUGUUCCAAACUACAGCUGUGGAAGAUGGAAUAACUUGCUAGCUGUUCUUGAAGGAUCUGACUCUGAAACCUCCAUCCAGAUUUCAAGCUUAUUGGCCACCUAUAAAAUCCCCCAGGUCAGUUAUGCUUUUGUCUCUCAUGUUCUGAGUGAUAAGACCCAGUUCCCUUUUUUCUACCGGGUGGUCCCCAACGAAGAAGCCCAGUACCCAGGGAUUGUCAAGCUGCUCCUGCACUUCAGAUGGACGUUCAUUGGUCUCAUUGCUUUUGACACCGACAACGGAGAGCGGUUCAUGAAGACCUUGACACCUCUGCUCCUCAGGAGUGGCAUUUGUGUUGCUAUCUCAGAAACCUUCCCACGAUUGAAUAAGAAUAAAAUAAAGGUCAAUCCUCUUCCAUUCCAAAAGUGGGAACAACUUCAUGUAUUUGUUUACUGUGUAGAGACUAAUUCUGUCAUACUGGGAAUAAUAAUCAUAGAAAAAAUAUUUCACCAGGCCAUAAAAUCCAUUGAAGGGAAAGUCUUGAUCACAACAGCUAUGUGGGACAUCUCCUUGGACAUAAUCUAUGACAGGUUAUAUUUCCAAAAUAUCCAUGGUAUUUUUUCCUUCUUUAUUGAGACAAAUAAGAAGACAAAACAUGUGGAUUUUCUACCCUUCUUCUCUGCUAUCAAGGAGUUUGGGAAGAAAGCUUUUAAUUGUUCCUACUUAAAGCAUGCAUUGUCAGCAAAAGGUUGGAUAAGAUGCAGACAGAGAGAGAAACUGAUGGAUAUGCUGCCCCAAGAUGAUCUGGAAAGAGUCCUUUCCGUAGACAGUUACAGGAUUUACAACACUGUCCACGCCGUGGCAUGGGCCUUAGAUGUCGCUAAUUCAUCUACAUCUAAAUGGAGGGUGAAGGACAGGCUGGAAGUUCAAAGGCUACAGCCAUGGCAGCUCCAUCCUUUCCUGGGAAACUCCCAGUUUUACAAUUUUUCCAUUGACAACGUACAUUUGGAUGAGAAUGGGGAACUGGCAGCCAACUUAGAUGUUGUGAACUGGGUGGUGUUCCCGAAUAAGUCCGUCCUCUGGGUGAAGUUUGGGAGUUUAUGCAGACAGGGACUCCCAGGCCUACAGCUCACCAUCAACCAGGAGGCCAUUGUGUGGCCCAAAUGGCUCAACCAGACCCUGCCUCCUUCCAGGUGUGUGAAAAGCUGCCGCCCCGGAUUCGUCAAGAUGGUUCAGGAAGGGAAGCCACUUUGCUGCUACAACUGCCUUCCCUGCGCGGAAGGGACCGUCUCCACUCUGGAAGAUGCAGAGCAUUGUACCAAAUGCCCUCAAGAUCAAUAUCCAAACAAACCCAAAGAUCAUUGUAUCCCCAAGAGGAUCACCUUCCUGGCGUAUGAAGAACGUUUGGGGAUCCUCCUAGCUUCCUUGGCCAUAUUUUUGUCUAUAACUACAUGUUUUGUGUUAGGAAUUUUCAUUAAAUUUGUAGAAACUCCAAUAGUCAAAGCCAACAACAGGGAGCUCUCCUACAUCCUCCUCGUCUCCCUUCUGCUUUCCUUUUUGUCCUCCUUCCUCUUCAUUGGACAGCCAAGCAAAGUGACCUGUCUUCUCCGACAAACAGCCUUCAGCAUCAUCUUCUCAGUUGCUGUCUCUUCUGUCUUGGCAAAAACCAUCACUGUGGUGCUGGCCUUCUUGGCCACAAAGCCAGGGAACAGGGUGAGGAGAUGGCUGGGAAAGGGUCUGGCCAACUCCAUUCUCAUUUUCUGUUCCAAUAUCCAAGUUGUCAUCUGCACCAUCUGGCUGGGGAUAUCACCCCCAUUCCCAGACUCAGACCUGUCUUUGCAGCCUGGAGAGAUCAUUCUGCAAUGCAAUGAGGGGUCUGUCACUAUAUUUUAUCUUUCCCUUGGCUACAUGGGCCUCCUGGCUGCCAUCUGCUUCACAGUGGCUUUCCUGGCCAGGAAGCUGCCUGGGGCCUUCAAUGAAGCCAAACUGAUCACCUUCAGCAUGCUGGAGGCACUGUUAUCUGUGGCUCUCUUUGUUGUGACUCAGCUAGGGAGGGAAGGGUUUGAAGUGCCAGACUCGGACAUUGAGGAUGGUGGAGAAGAUCUGGGGGAGGGGACUACCCAGUGUGAACUGUAUAUGCGUGUGCGACAGUCAGAAUUCCUCAAUGAUGACUUGAAGGUGGCAUUCAUCAUCAGCCUCUUGGAAGAAGCUGUCCUGUGGGCCACACUGUUGUUGCUCCAAAAUGACCCUGUCUUGACCCAGUAUGCCGCCUUUGUUAAUGCCAUGUCCAAGAUCUUUCAAGACCCCCAGCGGAAAGAAACCACAUCCUGCCAACUGGGCAGCCUGAAGCAGGGGAAAAACUCUGUUGGAACUUACUCUAACGCCCUUUGCAUCCUGUCCCAAGAAACAGACUUUAAUGACUUUGGACUUAUUUGUAUUUGUAUCACCAAGGGCUCAGUUCAGAGGUCCAGGAUGUGCUGGCCCAAGCCCCACAAUGGAGCACAGUUGCAGAAAUGGUCCAAGUGUGCCUGCAGAUAG
Molecule: messenger RNA, 3384 nt
Organism: Rhineura floridana
Lineage: Eukaryota; Metazoa; Chordata; Lepidosauria; Squamata; Rhineuridae
Product: vomeronasal type-2 receptor 26-like
Exons: 9
Coding region: 1-3384 (1127 amino acids)
Biological process (GO): G protein-coupled receptor signaling pathway
Cellular component (GO): membrane
Molecular function (GO): G protein-coupled receptor activity
Source: RefSeq, a predicted model, not a curated record